CGUCUCACAGAGAAGUCUCUUUGGUUCCCUCUUCUGCACUUUGUCUUCUCUGUCCUCUCUCUUCUGCUCUACUUGUUUUCAUUUCUCUUCUGUCAUGGCACCAAAGAAACCAGAACAGAAGAAGGAAGAAGCGAAACUUUCUCUGGAACCAGAAUCUGCAAAGAAACUGGACUUCAACCCGCACAGCAUCAAGACUGAGUUCAGCGCAGAUCAGAUUGAAGAGUUUAAAGAAGCCUUCCAGCUGUUUGACAAAACUCCAGACAAUCAGAUGAAGAUUUUGUUCUCUCAGUGUGGAGAUGUGAUGAGAGCUCUGGGACAAAAUCCAACCAACGCUCAAGUGUCCCGAGUCCUCGGACAGCCCAAACCUGAGGAAUUGCACAAUAAACUGAUGGACUUUGAGACGUUCCUGCCAAUUUUGCAACAUGUUGCUCAGUCCAAGGACAAAGGGACAUAUGAGGAUUUUGUGGAAGGUCUCCGAGUGUUUGAUAAAGACGGAAAUGGGACGGUGAUGGGUGCAGAGCUGAGACAUGUUCUCCUCACUCUGGGUGAGAGGAUGACAGAAGCUGAAGUCAAUCAGGUGUUGGCCGGACAGGAAGAUGCUGAUGGAUCUAUUCAUUAUGAAGCUUUUGUCAAGCACAUCAUGUCUGGCUGAGCUAAAGUGUUGGACGUCCUGCUGCCUCCUUCAUUGCUGUGUUCCAGAUUAUAUUCUUUCUCUCUGAGAUUGUUACGUUAUUUCUGUAAAAACUUUUUUCUUUUCCUUGGAUAAUAAUGGAGGAAUUCAAUAAAAAUCAAAAUCACUUAUUUAACCUUCAA
This is a messenger RNA of Amphiprion ocellaris (clown anemonefish), 813 nucleotides long. RefSeq names its product myosin, light chain 4, alkali; atrial, embryonic (gene myl4). The record is from RefSeq and is a predicted model, not a curated record. The transcript is spliced from 8 exons. Gene Ontology annotation, cellular component: myosin II complex. Bases 95 to 652 code for a protein of 185 amino acids. Gene Ontology annotation, molecular function: calcium ion binding. NCBI's taxonomy places the organism in Eukaryota, Metazoa, Chordata, Actinopteri, Pomacentridae.